Megalops cyprinoides (Indo-Pacific tarpon) is the source of this 1149-nucleotide messenger RNA. Its product is annotated as germ cell-specific gene 1-like protein. Gene Ontology annotation, cellular component: plasma membrane. NCBI's taxonomy places the organism in Eukaryota, Metazoa, Chordata, Actinopteri, Elopiformes, Megalopidae. The transcript is spliced from 6 exons. Bases 1 to 1149 code for a protein of 382 amino acids. The record is from RefSeq and is a predicted model, not a curated record.
AUGCUGGAGCAUAUGUCCCGACGUUCCCGCUCCCUGCUCUCCCUCACCCUCACGUCCCUGGCGCUCACGCUCUCCGUCCUGGCCUUCUGCACCUCAUACUGGUGCGAGGGGACGCACAAGGUGGUCAAGCCUCUCUGCCUCUCCCCCGUCAAGAUGAAGAACUGCGGUUCCAACAACAGCCAGCCCGUCACUACUGAGAGUCCAACACCUCCACCAAAGUCAUCCUCUUCAUCUCCCCCAGCGUCCAAUAGGACAGUCUCGCCAAAGACGAAGGAGGAGCUUGCCAAGAUUCGGCAAAAGCAGUUGGCCAAUGCAGUGCACUACAUCUGGGAGACCGGGGAAGACAAAUACAUGCUGCGAUACUUUCACACAGGGUUCUGGCAGUCCUGUGAAAGACACAAUGAAGGUGAGAAGUGUCGGAGCUUCAUUGAGCUGACUCCUGGAGAAACCCAAGGGGUGCUGUGGCUAUCUGUGGUGUCAGAGUUCAUGUAUAUCAGCCUUCUUGCCAUGGGCUUUUUGCUGAUGUGGGUAGAGGUCCUUUGUGCCUGUGCCCACAAGGAGAUGUAUGCCCUCAAAAUCAAUGCCUUUGCUGCCAUCUGCACUGUCCUGUCUGGUAUGAUGGGAAUGGUGGCCCACAUGAUGUACACUACGGUGUUCCAGAUGACUGUGAGCGUGGGACCCAAAGACUGGAGGCCCCAGACCUGGGAUUACGGGUGGUCAUUUGCCAUGGCUUGGAUCUCCUUCAGUUGCUGCAUGGCAGCCGCAGUCCUGACCCUCAACUCCUACACCAAGACCAUCAUCGAGCUGAGGCACAAGCAGAGGCUGCGAUUGGAUGAGGCCCGAGCUAGCCACGCCCCCUCCUACGACGAGGUGGUGCCGGGGAGCGGCAUCUACUCGGUCAGCGGUCUGAUGCCGUGCCCUGACGGCCUGAUGGACACCAUGUGGGCCGGGGACAGGCUGGGGGAGGCGCCCUCCCUGGUGCUGGUUGGGGGGUGCGGGACGGAGGGGUGCGAGGACUGCGAGAGGGAGCUGGAGGAGAUGGAGGAUGCAAUGGAUAGGGAGAGAGAGAGGGAGGAGGGGUUCUCUGUGUCAAGAGAGGAGGAUGGAGGUAUGGAGGAAGGGCAAGAGGAAAGGGAUGCAUUCUGCUAA